AUCCAUAGAUAUAAAGCGCCACUUUCGCCACACUUCGGAGGCACGAAAAAUAGUGUUUUUCAUGCAUGAGUUACACAAAUAUAUGUAUAUGAUAUACAUCUAUAUAUAAAAAAAAUCUUGAUUGCUUAUAUGGAUACUACGCACAAUCAGUUACGUGAUAAGAGAAAAAGGAAUUUGCUUGAGACAGUUACAUAACACAGUGGGUUAGCUAAGUGAUAUGAGGACAAUGUUACAAUACUUCAGAACUAUAAACAGCUUGACAGGAUAUUCUGUCAAGAAGAAAUAUAGUAAUCAGAGACCAGCUCAAAAGAGUAGCAACACAAAUGUAUUUACUGGCCAAAAGACGGAAUCCAGUCAAACGACAUGGGACCCAUCCAAUAUAUUCCACUGUUCUGCGGAUCACAAAUAUGCUGUUGUUAUACUAAAUCGUCCUAUACGGUGGAAACAGGAAUUGUUAUUACAGAUAUGGAAAAAUGCGAAGAUAAGAGUUACAGUAGAUGGAGGUACCAACAGAUGGAUCACAUUCCUUGGACAACAGGGUGAAAGUGUAUUGAGUGGAAAGUGUAAAGAAUAUAUGCCAGAUAUCAUAACUGGUGAUUUUGACAGCAUUUGUCCUCAAAUAUUGGAAAAACUUAAAAGUAAUGGUGCUAUGGUUAUUAAUACCCCGGAUCAAAAUGAUACUGAUUACACUAAAGCUCUUAUGCAGCUUGGAGCUUACAGCAAGAACCAAAAUAUACAACUUGAUGGUGUGUAUGUAUUUGCUGACACAUCUGGAAGAAUUGAUCAUAUAGUUGCAAACAUCAACACACUGUACAAAAGUAAUCACUUAUUAGGCAAUAUUAAGGUAAUAAAUGUGGCUAGCAAUUCAUUAACAUGGCUGUUACAACCUGGAAAGCACAAAAUAAUUAUUCCUAAUGACUUGGUCGAGCAUAGCAGUUGGUGCAGUCUUCUACCGUUUGGUACUCCUGUCAACUGUAUAAGUACAAGAGGUUUAAAAUGGGACUUAGAAAAUUCAACUAUGGAAUUUGGUGGGCUUAUAAGUUCAUCAAAUACAUACAACGGAUAUCCUGAGGUAACAGUAACCACAGAUACAGCUACAAUAUGGACAAUGGGAAUAGAACCACUCGUUAAAACGGUAGUUGAUGAUUAAUAGUCCUGGGACAGCUAAUUGAGCUAUAUGUAUAAAAUACUUAGGACUUGAGAAUUUAAUCUCAAUUAGUUGUCCAGAUAUAUGUAGCACGCGUACCUGGUUCUUGAAUUUGCUAUGUAUUCCUUCUAUAGUAAUAUUAUAAAUAUAUAUUCAGGCAUGUAUUUAUGUCAUGGAUUAGAUCAAGAGUAAGAAUAGUCAUAUAUUUAUAUGUGAUUAGUUAUCCAACACUUCUCACUAUAUCAUGAUUACUAUGUUAUAAAGGUACAAACAUCAAGCAUAAUAAAAAAUGUAUAAAGAUCUUGAUAUAAUCUACCGUUAUGAAUUCCAAAUCAAUUUUUGCAAACCAUUUUGGUGCAUCUUUAUUGAUAGCUACUAUGAGUAAUUUUUCAUUGAUACUGUAUAGUAUAGCUUUAUUGUUUUUUUCUGAUCGUAACAUAUAAAUAUAUUGAACGUACAAAAAAAUAAGUGUAUCAAAACAUGUCACAAGCAAAACACAUCACGGCAAUGUACUUCAAAGUCUCCUCAAUACAGUAUGUACAAGUAUAGAAUUAAUUAUUUUUGUUAAAUAUAUAAUUGAAUUUCA
Molecule: messenger RNA, 1733 nt
Organism: Cephus cinctus (wheat stem sawfly)
Lineage: Eukaryota; Metazoa; Arthropoda; Insecta; Hymenoptera; Cephidae
Product: thiamin pyrophosphokinase 1
Exons: 7
Coding region: 218-1150 (310 amino acids)
Biological process (GO): thiamine metabolic process; thiamine diphosphate biosynthetic process
Molecular function (GO): thiamine binding; thiamine diphosphokinase activity; ATP binding
Source: RefSeq, a predicted model, not a curated record